GUCACUUCAGUGAAGAGUGAAAAGUCGCAUUAUACGGACGUGUACAACGUUAAUCGGCAUAUAGGUUUUUAAUUCAUGAAAAAAAUCUUUUUGCUUUACUUUUCUAAUAGAAAAGAAUUGACAUUCAAUGGAAUAUUAUUUAACCGAAAAAGUUCAUUGAAGUAAUGUGCACUUACGCAUCGACGUAUUUAGUGUUCUCUUGAGUUUUGUGUGUGAUUUUCUUUGAAGAGGAAGAAAAAAUGUUCCGAUUCAAUCUCUCGUAGAACUAUAUAGUGCUGCUGUUGUAUAUUUAUCUCGGCGUCAAUAUAAUUUUCGCUGUAAUAACAAUCGUUCAGCUACUUAAAUGUAAACUCGCGGGUGAUAAAAAGGCCAUAUGUUUACAAUAACUAGACAUAUAAAAUGAGCAGUAUGUCAAAACAUUCGUCAGUCAAUUCCAGAAAUUAUUCGAAUAAAAGCGAUAAUAGUGGGAAAUAUGAUACUUAGCUAAUUAGGCAUGUUUUGAUGAGUUGGGAAAACGAAAAAAAAAAUCAAACCAAGAACAUCAGUGGGAUAUCUCAUUAAAACGAAGAGAAGAAUUAAAAAAAUGUUCGCAAUGUGCAAUGUGCAGAAAGUGGUGUUAAUGGUGUUAACGACAACAUUCCUACUCCAACACUAUGUGCUCUCCGAUACAGUCAUCCGCACUUGUGAACCAAUUCGCGUAGAAAUGUGUCGUUCAGUCGGUUACAACAAUACGUCGAUGCCGAAUUUGGUUGGCCACGAAUUGCAAUCCGAUGCCGAUUUCACUCUUCAAACAUUUACGCCGUUAAUACAGUACGGUUGCAGUGCUCAACUGCAUUUUUUCUUAUGCGCAGCAUAUUUUCCCUACUGUACUCCUAAGGUUCCCGAACCGAUAGGUCCUUGUCGGGCACUGUGCGAGGCUGUACGAAGUAGAUGCCAUCCGGUACUGCAGGGUUUCGGUUUUCCAUGGCCACAUGCAUUGGACUGUGAUCGCUUUCCAAAAGCAAAUAACUUGGAUUCGAUGUGCAUGAAAGGACCGGAUGAACCGACUGGUGCCAGUAUAUCGACUGACUAUUUACCAACGAAAGCGACCUCUUCUCUGCAACCAUCGUGCCAGAAUUUGGCUAAGUCGCAUCUGUAUGUGAGACUGAAUCGAUCAGGUAAAUGUGCGCCGCUCUGUGAGGCCGAGAUUAUGUUCAAUGCGCAGGAUAAAAACAUUGCGGAACUGUGGGUGUCCGUUUGGAGUUUUGCUACGAUUGUCAUUGCAGUGGCAGCUAUUUUAAGCUUCAUUAUAUCGGAUACUAAAUGGGACAAAAUUCUAAUGCCACUGGUGACGUGCAAUUCGUUGGUGGCUGUCGGUUGGGUAGUUCGCAUAUUGGCUGGACGAAAUAACAGUAGCUGUGGUAUCGAUCCUCAACUACCCGGCACAUAUAUACUGCUAACGGAUGGACUGUCUUAUGCACCGUGUGCUACAACCUUCCUACUCAGAUAUUAUUUCGGAAUGUCGGCAAGUGUUUGGUGGGCUAUUUUAUGUUUAAAAUGGCAUUUUACUGUACGACGUGAGAGAGACGAUUCUUUGAGUGGCUCGACAGUCGAUAAGAAAUACGACGAUACUUACAGCUCCGUAACGCAAUUGACAGCAUGGGGCCUGCCAGCUAUACAAACGCUUUUGGUACUUGUUACGAGAUUGGUGGAUGCUGAUGAGCUAAUUGGAGCUUGUUAUGUUGGCAAUCAGUCCGAUCAGGCAUUACGCAAUUAUGUCGCAACGCCGUUGUUCGGAUAUUGGGUAUUUGGAGCGGUAAAUCUGUUGGCUGGCUACUUGGUCCAACGUCGUACCGUCAAUGCCGUCCCGCAUCGAUCUCACAUUCAACCGAAAAAUGUGAACGGAAUGAAUGGCAUGGGCUCGUUCCUGUUCAUAAUAGCCUGUUGUAUUGGUCUACUUAUGAUUGCCGUGUUCUACGAAUUCGCCAACAUUGAUAUCUGGCUGCAUCAACCGCAAUCGCAUGGCGAGUCCACAACGACGACGCAAACUGUUCCGAUGUGGUCGUUUAUGUUACGAGCGUAUAUGGAACUAUUGGCGGGAGUAAUCUGCUGUGGUUGGACGCUUGGACCUCGUUUUUCCAAUUUGUGGAAAAAUCGAUUCUGUCUGCGACCAGUGGAACGGAAACUACCGACGGUCAAUUAUCCGCAGAGUACGUUCAGUAGUGCGUCGUACCAAACGGUAUGUCCUCAAAAUUCGAUGAUCUCGCUAUCGACAAAGGCGGGUAAUGUUCGAAGAUAUCAGCCUCCGAUGCAUAUUUACCGUAAGGUACGGGUCUAUAAAUCGCCAUCGCAAUCGAUCAGUCUAACCGGAAAUGAAACGGUUUUGUGAAGCAGCUGAAGCAUCUCAUGUACUUAAACGUGUAAUUCGUAUAAGAAAGCCAGCUAUUCAAUAGCUUGGCAGUCCAUGUUUUGAUAUUUGUUUUUUUUUAGAGAUUUACAGUGUUGUUGAAAUGAAUGAACUUAACAAACAAACAAACAAAAAUGCCAUUUUAAUUGUACAAAAUAAUUUUUACUGAAUAAACUAAUUGCUAAGUAGUGUACGUACGUAAUUGUAAGUUAAAUGAUAAAAUAUUUAUUUCUAUUUUUAAAAUUAAACUUGUACCUCAAACGAAACGAACUACUAAAAUGACAAUAAAAGUGACCUUUCUUACUUCAAGUACGACA
This is a messenger RNA of Bradysia coprophila, 2703 nucleotides long. It is a transcript of the gene fz4, whose product is annotated as frizzled 4. Gene Ontology annotation, biological process: canonical Wnt signaling pathway; non-canonical Wnt signaling pathway. Gene Ontology annotation, cellular component: membrane. Lineage: Eukaryota; Metazoa; Arthropoda; Insecta; Diptera; Sciaridae. Gene Ontology annotation, molecular function: Wnt-protein binding; transmembrane signaling receptor activity. The record is from RefSeq and is a predicted model, not a curated record.